Durusdinium trenchii is the source of this 543-nucleotide messenger RNA. NCBI's taxonomy places the organism in Eukaryota, Dinophyceae, Suessiales, Symbiodiniaceae. The record is from the annotation of a GenBank genome assembly.
AUGGCCGGUGGCACCUCUGAUUGGCCAAGCCGAGGGUGGCAGGUGAACUCGGAUGCUGGCACCUUGCAGGGCUGGGGCUCCCUGGCCACUCCAGAACCGGCGCCUGAGCUGACGCCCGGGCAACAGGCGCAUGCUGCCGCAGCUGAAGCCUUCGAACGGGCUGCAGCGGCGGCGACGCCGGAGUCUUACCAUCCCAAAGGCGAAACCGAGGAAGCUGACGAGGCGGAAGAGGAUCCCAAGAUCGAUAUCGAAGCGUUGCAGGCACUUCUGCGCGACAACGCUGCCUUCUUUGAGGUCUGCAACGAGGCUGUGAAGUUGGCGUCAGAUCCGCCGGGCCAGCUCUCCAGCGUCCAGUCCUUUUCCUCAGCCUUGAAUCAUGUGUGCCAGCGAUGUGAAAUGGAGCCCGUGGAGCCCGAUGAGGCAGACGACCUCUGGGACGGCCCGAUGGAUGUGGGUGUCUUCUACCAAUUUGCUCGGGAGUACUUCGGUUCACUCUGUCGUGCCCUCACGAUGGAUCUUUCCCUCAUCGAGAGCAAAGAUUGA